Molecule: messenger RNA, 2435 nt
Organism: Harpegnathos saltator (Jerdon's jumping ant)
Lineage: Eukaryota; Metazoa; Arthropoda; Insecta; Hymenoptera; Formicidae
Product: RAS oncogene family member RabX4
Exons: 5
Coding region: 1409-2035 (208 amino acids)
Molecular function (GO): GTPase activity; GTP binding
Source: RefSeq, a predicted model, not a curated record
CCCCCCCUCUCUCUCUCUCUCUCUCUCUCUCUCUCUCUCUCUCUUUCAUAACAAUAUGUACUCAUCGAGCGAAAAAUUACGCUAUAAUAACAACGACGGAAAUUCCGUGAUUAUCAGAAUGUCUUACAUCGAUUUGCAACAGCUAGUUUUCUGAACGUCACGACAUGACUGUCGAUAGUAGAUCCGCUUAGAAGCUUGUUUCCUCUUCGACCGACGGAAUAAAUAUUAUAUCCAAAUAAAUACAUAUCUCUCUCUCUCUCUCUCUCUAAAGGUAGAUUUAGUAAUAAGACGAGUGGUGAGUGCGGCUUGCAUGGCGAUAAAAAUAAAUUAUUAAAGUUGAUUUUAUCAUUGUUACGUAUUUAUCGUAGGACCCGCUUUGCGACAAAGCUGUUUCCAAAAAUUACUUAAGUAGAAUUAGUAUUUAUCCGUUUCAUCGUGAUGGCGAUGCGAAAUAAUUUAGGCUAGUACUAAAGACGCAUAUAGAGUUGUAGAACGUAUACAUAGAAAAUGGGAACAUAAGUCUCGUCCCAGGAAAAGAAAAAGAAGAAGAAACCGAACGAAAAUUACGUAAAAUUGCGAUUACAUUGGCGAAUCAACAAUUGUAAAGUCUAAGCAAAAAACGGAAUUUCAUUCUGAUAAUAUUUUGUUAUGAAGCAUGAAGCGAAAUCCCGAGUGCAGACACAAACACAGUUACCUGUUAUAAACAUUAACUUCCACUGACUUUGCGGAGUGGACAAAAUAUGUUGGCCUCAUUAAUAAUACAAACAAUAAAGCGGCCUAAUUUCCAACACUGCUUUAUUAUUUCUGAACCCAUGCCGUCCUCUACUCCUUCUCCGCCGUCAGAUCAAGUUGUGCCGAGACGCACAGAGUUUUAUUAUACAUGAAGGAAAAAAACUCGGACGAGAGAGAAACGUAAAAAUAGAAGAGGAAGUUUUCAUGCGUCCUCUUCCAUACAUCGCACAUGCAACAUAUAUAGCGACAGUUGCAUAUCGCUCCCAGUGGACACCGUCGUCGUCGUCGUCGUCGUCUCCGUCGAUCUUUGACUUCAUCUUCUCUCCACACACCGUGCUACCGGCGUGGUAAAAGUACUCGUGUCUACCUCGUAUACACAAACACACGCGCAUACACAGUCCACACACAGUCACGCUUAUAUCUGCUCCACGUGUCGAUUACACAACAUACACACACGCAACACGCGCGCGUAUAUGGCCUUACACCCAAAGGCCGCGCAUGAGCGACGAAAUGUCACACACAUUGUGAGGACACCUUUAACCUCGCGAGCGGGGGCUAAAGCGCAAGCCUCGAAUCGAUCUUCCACCUCCGAGCGGCGCGUUCACGAAGAACAACCCCCAGCCGACGAGUCUGUUGUCGACCCAACAACAGUCCGAGACCAUCCGACACGGCAAACAUGGCGUUGGAUUUCGCAGCCACAUACAAAGUCCUGGUACUGGGCGACUCGAACGUCGGCAAGACCUGCAUCGUGCAUCGCUACUGCGACGAACGGUACUACGACACCUACAUCUCGACGAUAGGUAUCGAUUUCAAACAGAAGAUCAUUAACUUAGACGGAACGCCGAUAAAAUUGCAAAUUUGGGAUACCGCCGGCCAAGAAAGAUUUCGAACUUUGACAACGGCGUACUAUCGCGGUGCCAUGGGUAUCCUUUUGAUGUACGAUGUCACUAGUUUGGAGAGUUUUAACCAUCUGUCUUACUGGCUACGAAAUAUCCAAGAAAAUGCGUCACCGGACGUAGUAAAAGUUUUGGCAGCGAACAAAUGCGACGCGACCGCGCACCGCGCCGUGGACGCCGAGAGAGGCCAGAAGAUCGCGGAGAACUUCGAUAUGCCCUUCUUCGAGGUAUCGUGCAAGGAGAACAUAAAUAUCGAAGAAGCUUUCCUCACUCUAGCCAGAAGGAUACGGGAACAACGGGGCCGGCGGGCCAGCCUGUUCGAGGCCUCCGAGAGAGAAGGCGCGGAUAGCGUGAUCAAGGCGCAAUCCCCGUCUCAGCAGGGUGACGCUUGGAGGUGCACCUGUUAGUUUGGACAAUCAACGGAGUUCGUCUCGUUCGGCUCGUUGGUGGCUUCAACGGCGGCUAAGUAUUAAACCCGGGGUGGGAUUUCGUUUGUCUUAUCGUGCACGAGGAAGCGCUCGUUUCUACACUUGUAUAUACGCGCAACGCGGACGUCAGUGUCGUCGAACGGAAAUCGACCUGGACUGGCGUUUAUCGGCGAAAGAGAACGAGAGGGAGAAAGGGCGGCGAGUGAGGUGCUUCGUACCUGGCGAGAGCGACCCGGGCAAGUAUUCACGAAACUACUCUACACCACCAUCUGCAAUAAUCGCAACGGAUAUUAUAGAUAUUAUCUCGUAAACUUUGUACUUCACUACACAUACGUACACACGCGCGCGCGCGCGCGCACACACACACACGUGCCCACAC